AUCCUGGAAUGUACCAAAUCCGUGGAUGCAGUGAGACAAGAGAGAAACAAUUAUUCCCGAAAUCAAAGCCGGUCCACCGAGCACAAAACAAACAGGUUUCCAUACUGUCUGAAACGCGUGUUAAUUUACAGCGAAUCAUUUUAACAGACCUUGUGAGAGGAUUUUAGUUUUUGGAUACUGCUGCAAACAUAUCAAGAAAACAUCACACACCACCCCCUCAGAAGAUCAGGAAGUGUACUCUCCGUGCGCGGCUCGCGUUUAGUGAAUCAGCUGAGUUUGGGGAUUCCAACAGAUUGCGUUUAUCACAAUCUGUCGUUUUGAGAUGGAGGAACACACCCUUGACCAACUCUUUAGUUGACGGUUUCUCUAAACAGUUGCAGAAAAGGCGCCUCACCACAUACCAGUUCCGUCGUUUUUUUCUUGCCCAGGGAAAUUUAUUGGACGCAAGUGAACGGUCAUCUCCAACCAGAGCUUGUUUUGCAGUUGACACAUGCUGAGCAUGCUGGGACGUGAGUGAGGCAUCAUGGAUCCCGAGGAGCAGGAGCUGCAAAACGAUUACCGUUACCGUAGUUACGCGGCGGUCAUUGAGAAGGCCCUGCGGAACUUUGAGUCGUCCAGCGAGUGGGCCGACCUCAUCUCGUCCUUGGGCAAGCUCAAUAAGGCACUGCAAAGUAACCUGCGCUACUCUUUGUUGCCCAAGAGGCUGAUUAUUGGGAAGCGUCUCGCCCAGUGUUUGCACCCAGCCCUGCCCAGCGGUGUGCACCUUAAAGCCCUGGAAACCUAUGAGAUCAUCUUCAAGAUCAUCGGAACCAAAUGGCUGGCCAAGGACCUCUUCAUCUACAGCUCUGGGCUGUUCCCGUUGCUGGGCCAUGCUGCGAUGGCGGUGAAGCCGGCCCUGCUGACCCUGUAUGAGCGCUACUACCUCCCCUUACAGAGGGCACUACUCCCCAGCCUGCAGGCCUUCAUCACUGGACUCCUGCCUGGCCUGGAGGAGGGCGCUGAUGUCUACGACCGGACCGACGCGCUGCUGCUGAGGCUGUCUGUGCUGGUUGGCCAGCAGGUGUUCUACGGCGCUCUGUGGGGCAGUGUGCUGGUCAGCCCGGUGGUCCGCCUGCCGGCGUCCCUCUUCGUCGUCACGCACUUUGACCGCCUCGCGCCCCCUCGUCGGCAGACACACAUGCUGGGCUACGACAACCGCCUGCUGGUGAAGGCGCUCUGUCUGUCCCUGCAUGAUUCCAAUGUUCUGGUGCAGAGGAAUGUGCUGGAGAUCCUGCUCUACUUCUUCCCCUUGGCCACCUGCCUGGACCCGACAGAGAGCAGUAUCCCCAUGACCAGGCAAGACACAGUCACAGUGGUGUCGGCCGCUUGUCUCACACUGCUCCGCAGAGACAUGUCCCUGAACAGACGUCUCUACGCCUGGUUGCUAGGCACAGACAUUAAAGGGGGUAUGGUCGCUGCAGAUCCAGACCAAUCCAUUUCCAUGGAGGAACACACAGCCUACUACUUUAACACCUACUCCAGACAACUCCUGGUGCAGGCUUUGAUCAACAUCCUGAAACAGAAGGAUGUGGAGGCGGACCCGGAGAGUGUGAUUUAUUAUCUCAGACCCUUCCGUUUAAUCAUUAGCCUCUUGGAUAAACCAGAGAUCGGUCCUCUGGUGGUGGGCAGUGUGUUAUUGGAGGCAGUCCGGGCGUUUUACAGCUACUGCAGGGAGAUGCUGGGCGAGGGGACCAUCGUCAGAACGGGCCUGUCAGGCAACCAGCUAGUGAGUAAAAUAAAAGAGAACAAGAACGCGUCAGAGAUCAUAAAGACAGUGAACAUGCUGGUGAGCUCCAUGAACAGUGAAUUCCUGUGGGACUACAUGACCGGCCACUUCUGCACCUGCUUCAGCAACCCAACUGACCCUCCCCCGGAUCAGAGUACCUGCCCUGCCCCCUCUGUGACAGAGAUCUCCACGCUUAUCAUUUUCCUUCUGGAUGUCAUCCCACUGGAGCUCCAUGCCGACAUCCAGUCUCAGUUCCUGCCCCAGAUGCUGGGCCGCAUGCUGCAGGCGAUCCGCGCGGACGUGAUCUCCCUGGAGCCGUCUGAGCUCACACAGGGCCUGCGUGCAUGCUUCAAGGUGCUGAGUAAGAUCCAGAUGCCGGUGGCUUAUAUGGACGCGGAGGCGCGGACACAGGAGGUGGAAGCACUGGCACAAGAGGAGAGCUUUGAACAUGUUCAGAUACAGGAUGUAGAAAAAGAGAGGAAUGAGGAAAAAGAGAAGGACGAAGAGCGUGAUCAGUUCAACGGUGACCAUGACAAAGCGGAACCGGAGGAAGAGCCCGAGCUGAAUGGAGCGGAGCGAGACACUGGCCCUGGAGAGGGAGAAGAAGCCUUCCUGCCCCUUCGGUCGGAAGACAGCGGAUUGGGCAUCAGUGCCUCGCCAUCGGAGCAGCAGCUCCUCCCAGGGGUGGCCGUUAGCGCCGGGGGGGAGGCGUGGAUUGUCAAGGAGGGCGUGUGGAGGAAGGGGGGCGUGGUGGAAACCAUGACCCAGUGUCUCCUAGACAUCCUGACCUUCGUCAGCACCAGGUACCUACUGGUUCAGGUGGAGGAAGUCAGAGGGACGGAGGAGGUUGUGCAGCCUCACCCCACCGCCCCCUUACCCGAUCAAAAGUCCUCACUCCCGGAGGGCCUUCAUAUCAAAGGCAAACCGUCCUCCAGUCCAGGGGCCCCUAUCUCCGACCCCCCUGUCCAAGGGCUCCCCGCGGAGAGGAAGAAGGGACGAAGGGGCCCGGGGAGAGGGGUGGACUGGGGUGCCGGUUACAUGCCCCGGGGCAGGUCAGAGAUUUCGGAGGAGUGCCGCCAGGCGUUUAUGGCUCUCUGUCAUCUGCUGUUGGAGUGCACCACCUUUCCCCUGUACCUCAGCGAGGAGGAGAGCCAGGGACUCUACAGUCACAUGUUCAACCACACAGGCAGUGACGUGGACAGCCUGCCCAUGUGGCUGAGGUCCUUGAUGACCCUGUGUUGCCUGUCGAGGGACUACCAGGUGCAGCACACGGCUGUGUCCUCCCUGCUGGAGCUAAUCAACCACUCCCAGUCCCUGGCCCUGGUCAUACAGGACAAGACUAGGCGCUACCAGUCCAGCGGCGCCAACCCCCUCAGCGGGCAGCUACAGAUGGUCACAGUGCCCCUCAUCUACCCUGGGCUGCUUAAUGUCAUCGAGCAGUGCACAGACUUCUACCAGCGGGUGGCUCAGGUGCUGUGGGCUCAGCUGGAUGUGGAGCGUCGAGAGCAGCACACCUCGUGUGUGGAGCUUUUCUAUCGGCUCCACUGCCUGGCGCCCUCCGCAUCCAUCUGUGAGGACAUCAUCUGUCAGGCUUUGCUACACAGAGACAAGACCGUACGAUUGGAAGCUCUACACAGGUUCUCAUUGCUGUGGCACCUCACCAGGGAGAUUCAUUCAAACCGGACCAUGUCUCUGAACCGCUCCUUUGACCGGUCUCUGUGUGUAGUGAUGGACUGUCUGAACAGCCCAGAUGGCUCUGUGAGUGCUGCAGCCCAGUGCUGGCUGGUCAGGGCUCUCUCCCUGCAGGACGUGGUCCGAAUCCUGGAGCCUGUUCUCCUUCUGCUCCUCCACCCCUCAACCCAGCGCUGCACCAUCCAGACCGUCAAACAGAACCUCACCACAGGGAAUCUGAAAAAUGUAAACAGCAGAGGUCAAAGCACUGCAAAGUGUUCUGCGGACGCCAUACAACCAGAUGUGGGUACUCAGGGUCACAUGAUCCUGGUGGACCGGGAGGCCAUGUGGGAGGAGCUAGAGCUAGAGCCAGAGACCAUACCACUGGCCAACUCCACCGGGUUGUCUGGGAGCGACAGUGAAGCCACCGAGGGGGAAGACGAACCGGACGAAGAGGAGGACAGCGAACACACAGAGUCAGCAGACUCCAGCGGCGCCCAGAUCUCCACAGAGAACUCCACCUCCGGCUCUGCCACUUUUGGUUGUAGCUUAGAGGAUGGAGGCGUGGCAAACCUUCUCAGGAGGGUGGAGUCUGAACACACGCAAGUGUCGGAUUCGCUCUCGAGUGAGGAAGAGGAGGACCUGGAGCUGGAAGCCAUGGCUCGGUCACGUCUCCUCAAACAGGAACGCGAAAAGAGGGAAGCCAUUGACUCCCUCUUCCGCCAUGUUCUGCUGUACUCUGUGCCUGGGGGCGGGGCACAUCUGCUUCACGGCUUGGCUCUCCUGGACAGCCUGCUGAGGAGCAGCGCCCAGCGGCCUCUGGUGGAAGCCCUCUCCUCCACCUCCCUGGAUACCAGCUCAGCCGCCCACCUCAACCUGGUCUCCAAUCUGCUCCAGCGCCACCAGCAGGCCCAGGAUGGAAGAGGCUUCUAUGGCCGCCUGCUCUCGGCCUCCUCCUCACCCUCCGUCCCCCCGGCCCUGCUCAUCGAGCUCCUGGUGUCCCUGUGCCUGAGGUUCCUCCGCUCCCACUUCCCGUCCUACCUCACCCUGGGCCCCAGGGAGCUGCAGUGGAACCGGGAGGUCCAGGUGAAGAGCGUGGGGGUUCUGACCCGGCUGGUGACGGAGCUGGGCGGCGUGGCGCGAGGCCAGGGCGAGGCCACGGUCCGACUCGAGGCCAUCCGGAGGCUGCUGGCCAGUUGCAAGGUGCAGCAGUACAGCCUCCUCACCCUGUCGGCCUCCAUGUAUGUCAGCCAGAGAGGAGCGGACAAGGGCCCCGCCGCGGCGGACCUGGACCUGCUGGACGACCAGGGGGCGCUGUCCGAGGAGAGCCUGGUGAAUGUGGGCGGCGGCGGGGGCCAGGAGCAGUAUCCGUUGCAGAUGGAGCUGCUCAAGCUCCUACAGGCCCUCAUCGUCCUGGAGUACCACGUGUGGCCGGGGGGGGCGGGUUCGACCCUCCACCCCGACGAGCACUGCGAGGCCCCCCCGCUUUCGCCGGCCUCCUCGUCGCUGGCGCGGGAGUGGCAGACGGCCGUGCUAUUCCAGCAGUCCAUCAGGGCGGCGCAGUACGUCCAGACCCAGCCCAUCACAGCCCAGGGGAUGUUUGUUUCGGCCGCCGCCAGGGCCCUGCAGCCACAGUACGGCUACGCCAUGCACCCCCACUGGGUGGCGCUGCUGUGCUCGUCCCUGCCCUACCUGGGGCGCUCGCUGGGCAUCAUCGUGGCGCCGCUCAUCAGCCAGAUCUGCCGGAACCUGGAGGAGCUGGUCAGGCAGUACGACCACGACGGGGCCAAGGCCACACAGGGCCUGGGCAUCAGGAAGGAGAACAUCGCUCCGGAUUAUCCUCUCACCCUCCUGGAGGGUCUGACCACACUGACUCACCACUGUCUGCUGGACAACAAGAAGUCCCUGGUGACCUGCGACCCCGGAGACGUGCGCAACGCCCGCAACGCGGUGAUUGAGGAGCUCCCGUACAUGUUCAGCAGCAUGGCUCUGCUGUGGGGCGUGGUCAAGCGGGAGGAGUCCCAGAGCAGGGGGUUGGAGUACGCCCGCAACACCAGCCACGGCUCUACCUCCGUCUACUUCAAGAGCUACAAGAUCCUGAAGCAGCGUGUGUUGGACUUCCUGGCUCCUCUGACCGGCCAGUACGGAGUGCAGCUGAUGGCCUCUGUGGGAGCCGUGUGGAGCAGCCGGAGGAACAAGAGGAGACACACCAAAAACAAGAUCUUGCCUGUGGCCAGUGAGUCUCGUCUGAUCAUCGUGGAUCUGGUGAAGUCCCUGGGCACGCUGCGCACAGACAGCAUCCUACAGAUGGUCAAAGAGGUGGUGAAGAAACCUCACCAGAUCAAAGGAGACCAGAAGUCAACCUUGGUAGACAUCCCCAUGCUCCAGUUCAGCUACGCUUACAUCCAGAGUAUUCCAGCUCAGGCGCUCCAGGAGAACGUGGCGCCCCUCCUCGCUCUUCUCAGAGAGUCAGUGCAGCUCAACCUGGCCCCCCCUGGACACUUCCUGCUGUUGGGGAUCCUCAAUGACUUUGUAAACCGGCUCCCCAACAUGGACAAUAAGAAGGACACUAAAGACAUGCAGGAGGUGACCCAGAAGAUUCUAGAGGCGGUAGGCGGGGUGGCGGGGUCUUCUCUGGAGCAGACCAGCUGGCUCAGCCGAAACCUGGAGGUCAAAAAUCAGCCGCAAGUUUGUCCUGAGACAGAGGAGCCAUCUGAUGAGCUGGACCUGGACCUCUACGACUCCGUGGCUCAGUCCAACACCAUGGUCUCCUCUUCAGCUCCUUCCGUGUACAGUGUACAAGCCCUGGCGCUGCUGGCGGAGGUUCUAGCCCCACUCCUGGACAUGGUGUAUCGCAGUGACGAGAAGGAGAAAGCCGUCCCGCUCAUUUCUCGCCUCAUGUACUACGUCUUCCCCUACCUGAAGAACCACAGUGCCUACAACAUGCCCAGUUUUGGUGCAGGUGCCCAGCUCCUGAGCAGUCUGAGUGGGUACGCCUACACCAAGAGGGCCUGGAAGAAAGAGGCCUUCGAACUCUACAUGGACCCCCUCUUCUUCACCAUGGAUGUGUCCUGUGCCCCCCACUGGAGGUCAAUCAUUGACCACCUACUUACCCACGAGAAGACCAUGUUCAAAGACCUCAUGAGCAUGCAAAGCAGUUCUCUGAAGCUGUUCCCCAGUGCGGAGCAGAAGCCCAUGUUACUGAAGCGUCAAGCCUUUGCCAUGUUCAGUGGAGAACUAGACCAGUACCAUCUUUACCUGCCCCUCAUCCAAGAGCGGUUGACAGAGGCUCUGCGUGUGGGUCAGACACCCUCAGUUACUGCUCAGAUUUUCCUGACGUUCCGUGUUCUGGUGCUCCGGAUCUCCCCCCAGCACCUCACUUCCCUCUGGCCAAUCAUGGUCACAGAACUGAUUCGCACAUUUGUUCGUUUGGAGAAAGCCUUGUCAGAAGAGAAAGAGGUGUCAAAGUUGACUAAAGUCGUGCGUGGCACCAUGGGAAGCGUGGCGCUGAAUUUCCCCCAGUCAGAGAUGGACAUGUACCUGUCUGCCUGCAAGUUCCUGGACACGGCCUUGGCCUUCCCCCCAGAGAAGAUACCCCUGUUUCAAAUGUAUCGCUGGGCCUUUGUUCCAGAGGUAGAUAUAAGUCGCUACAGUGGCCCAGAGAAUGGCCUCCUCGAGGAGGAGCAGGAGUGCAAACCCCAUAUUGUUAGAGUACUAGAAGCAUUAAACCAACGCUAUGGGGAGCUGAACGGGCUGAGUGAGGAGUCAUCCACAGAGCGUCUGGAGUUCCCCCUCCUCACCCUUCGCUCGCUUUCGUCCAUCACCCAGCUGGUUCCUUUCCUCCGUACCCUAUGCUGUUCCUUUCAGGGAACGUCACCCGGCAGCCACAUGGACCACCCUGUGGCAGAGUAUCCCGCAGCAAGCACAGACCAAGUCCUGAGGAGACUGGAGCACAUCACUGAGGAAGAGUUCCUGGACUCCAUGGAGAAUUAGAUCUCCAGCAAAGUGCUAUGGGGCCACAAGGCUGUACAGGCCGGGGACACUGAGGAACUGAAAAUUGGAACCAUAUAAAUGAAAUGUGUAAACUGGGCAGAACCACUAAAAGCGAUGUUGUAUUGUAAGCGUGUGCCAGGAAAACGGCAAUCUUAUAGAAUGUAUUUUCUGUUGAAUUGUUCACCAUACCUCGGUGAGUCUUAACAUGCCAUGUCUGUAGAGGAUAUUCUAAAUUUGAGAAACUCUAAAAUAAUCUACAAUGUACAGACUUACUUAAGCUAGAACGGAAUGGUAGCUUUUGGCCUGUCGGAGUACAAGGCUGAAUGCGUUGACGUGAAGGUAGGCUUGGCCAAAUCAUGUUGCACCAAUGAUGAUGCAGAUAUUGAGAAGAGCAAGAUGCCAGAGUUUGCUCUCCUACAGUCACACGUUUUGCACAAGUGCACAGGUUCCUGUCAAGCUGUUUCCGUGUGGUAGCCACAGAAACAAAACAGAGGAGGAGUGCUGCGUAGCAGUUCAACACUCUUAGUUGUUGCUGACAGACCCACAAUGCUCUUCAAUUUCUACAUUAUCAAUAUUUUGCUCAGUCAACCUUUAAACAAAGAGUAGCAAUAAAGGGACAAUAGUAAACACUAGUAAAGUGACAGUAGUUCUGACUAGGGACUCUUUUCCAUCACUCUAGAAAGUUAUGCAUAAACCUACUCCUCCAUAUUGGCAUAUUCUGUCUAUCUUUCUAUCUGAAUAUAAUUAAUUCGAAUGAGACAGGAGUAGGUGAGGAUACUUGCUGGUCAGUGAUUACAGGACCUUUAAUGCUCUUAAUAGAGGAUGGUUAUUUUCUUUUAUGUUUAAAAGGCUCGACAUCAUGAUGUCACAGUUUUAUUUGUUGGUAAAUUAUUGAAUGUGAUCUAUGUAAACAGCAAAACCUCUAUCCUAUGUAAGUGAAAUAACAUGGCUUUCAUUUUGGUAUUUUAUUUAAGGGAAAUCUUUGACUUUUGUCUGUUUUAGUCACAGUUUUAAUCUUCACGUGUGAAUGCUUAACUAAAUAAUGUGAAGAUCUGGUCUUCUGAAAAGGAUUAUUUGUUAAUAUCAGAAUUAAUAUAUCUGUAAAUAAAAACCAACUUUUAAGAAUGAUUCAGUAAAUGGAGCUCAACUUAAAUUGUACGUUUGCUUAAUAGAGUCUUAGAGACCGAAACCUCAAGGUCAAUAACAUGAACAUUGCAGGUGAUAACUGUUCUGGAGAAGCAGAUGUUUAUGUGCUCUGUGAUGACGCCAGCAUGUCUCUUUUUAAUAAAUAUCAAUUGGUUCAUGAAUAAACAGAUACAUUAUGUUA
Molecule: messenger RNA, 8756 nt
Organism: Esox lucius (northern pike)
Lineage: Eukaryota; Metazoa; Chordata; Actinopteri; Esociformes; Esocidae
Gene: dop1b
Product: DOP1 leucine zipper like protein B
Exons: 36
Coding region: 524-7429 (2301 amino acids)
Biological process (GO): Golgi to endosome transport
Cellular component (GO): endosome; trans-Golgi network
Source: RefSeq, a predicted model, not a curated record